AUGGAUGUUUUCGGCGACUCGGAUCUGUCCGACAUCUCGGCACCACCAACGCCCGGCCCUGCCAGCACACCACGAGCUGUGUCACCAGAACCAGGGCCAGAGCCAGAGGCAGCUCAGCCACCGACCCCCGACGCUGCUGAUGAUGCGCCCAAGCCUGCGGGUCGUUCAGCCGCGCGGCGGCGCUCCUCGGCAAGAGUGACCGAGACUGCGGCAGAAACGCCUUCCAAGCCUUCUUCGUCUCGCAAACCUAAAGCUUCUACGAAAGCGUCCGAGUCCGCCGAUCCCGCUGAUGGAACGCAAGCACCGGCGACAGGCACGCCGAGCUUGAACCGCAAAGGAUCGACUCGAAACCGCAAGGCUCCCGCCAAGCUGCGCUCGCCUUCGCCGCUGGCGGAUCAGGCCGAUAAGCCAUCGCCCGCUGGGAGGGGGAAAAAGAAGGCAGAUGUCGGGCCUGGCACGCCCAAGUCGGGCAUCAAAGUCAAGCUGUCGGUCAAGAGGUCGAGUGCAGACGGGCGAGCUACGGGCGACAGCGGCUCUUCGAGCGCAUCCACGCCGCAACCCACUGCCAGCGCCUCGGGGACCAAGGUUACCAUCAAGGCACUUGGCAAGAACAGGUUUGCCGACGACCUCAGAGAUUUGGCGGACGACGACGAAGAGGCUCCAGCUGGGUCUGCAUCGGCAGAGGAUGCUGCGCCAGGAGACAAACCAAUGCCCGACGCGGAAGCCGCAGAUGGCGACGGUCUUGGAGGCGCUAGACGUCGAUCGACGGGCAAGCGGGGUCGGGACUAUCGCAACAAGCCCACAGGGAGACGGCGUGCUGUCGUGGCAGACGACGAGGAGGACGAUGAAGAGGGUGCUGGCAGGGGCGCUGAAGAGGCUCCGCAGAGGAAACGAGCCAAGCUUGGCGACAGCGCUGCCGACGGCGGGCGGGCGGAUGCUCGACCGGCGCGCAACACCAGGAACACCAUCGACUACAGUGACGACGACGACGAGGACGAAGAGAUGGUCGAUGCCGCCUCGGAAGAAGACGACCUGGAGCUCGAUGCGGCCGCUGCCGCCGACAGCGAGGACGACUUUGAGCAGGAUGGCGCGUCGAACCGCCGAGGAGCUGCCAAGUCCAAAACCGCCCGUGGCGCCAAACCUGGAGGUCGCAAAUCAACAGCAGGAGCUAGCGGUAGCGCGGCCAAGGCCACAUCGGCGAGCGGGGCGAAGAAAGCGGGCGCUGCAGCUGCGUCGGCGGCGGCAAACAAGGGCAUGUCUGCGGAAGCGCGCAUGCGCGCCUCGAUCGAUGCUGCCAAGGACAAGUCGCUCAAACCACCCGGUGCGUCGGUGGGCACCAAGCUGAAUCCGCAAGCCAAUGCGUUUCGACCCAGCGGCGCCGUCAAGUCUGGCACUUCGACGCCGACUGGCGCUGCAGGCGCCGCGGCGCCCAAGCGGUCUGCGUCGACAGGCAAGCCGGCGUUCGGCAAGAGCAUGAGUGGAUGGGACCAGCUGUUUGGCGGUAUCUCUGGCCUGAGCUCGUCGGCAGCCACGCCGCCGAAAGCCACACCCACCAAGCCGGGCGCACCAAGCAAGCCCGCUACGCCGACGGCGGGCGUGUCGGGCUCGGGCAUCCGUCAGGAUCCAGUGCUCGAGGCCGCAUCGCCCGCAGACGUACAGCGCCUCAAAAACCAGGCUACGCAGCAGUACCUGUGCACCGACGAGUGCUUUGACCUCCUCGCCCACGCCGACAUCAUGACCGCCUUCGAACGGUCCAUCGGCAUCGAGGACCGUAAGCUCGCUGCGCGCCUCAGGCCGUGUGUCUACAGAGCGGGGCAGGCGCUCCUUCCCAAGCUCCAGGCGACACAGCCAACUCAAUCUGCUUCGCAAACCUAA
This is a messenger RNA of Moesziomyces antarcticus, 1875 nucleotides long. RefSeq lists its product as uncharacterized. The record is from RefSeq and is a predicted model, not a curated record. The transcript has a single exon. Lineage: Eukaryota; Fungi; Basidiomycota; Ustilaginomycetes; Ustilaginales; Ustilaginaceae. Bases 1 to 1875 code for a protein of 624 amino acids.